AUGUUCAUUGAGGACUCGUCUAAUGGACUCAGCUCUGCUCUGGACUCUGUGCUUCAGGUCAAUCCUGACACCGAGAGCUCCACAGAUCCACUACAGGACCUAGUGUCCCCCCACGGGACCUUCAGCUUGAGCACAGAGGAGCCGUUCUGUCGUAUCUGUCAUGAAGACAGCGCUGCGGGUGAUCUGUUAUCUCCGUGUGAAUGUGCCGGAUCUUUGGCGAUGGUUCACCGUUUAUGUCUGGAGCAGUGGCUCACGGCCUCGGGCACAAGCAGCUGUGAGCUCUGCCACUUCCAGUACGCUCUGGAGAAACUCCCCAAACCUUUCACUGAGUGGUUGAGCGCUCCUUCAGUGCAGCAGCAGAGGCGGACACUGUGUGGAGACGUGAUCUGCUUUCUGUUCAUCACACCGUUAGCCAGUCUGUCGGGCUGGUUGUGUGUGCAGGGAGCCAUGGAUCUCUACUACAGCAAUGGCAUGGAGGCCGUCGGACUCAUUAUCCUCACACUCACCCUCUUCACUAUAUACCUCUUUUGGACUGUCGUAUCUCUUCGUUACCACAUCCACCUUUUCAGGACGUGGAAUGCGACGAAUCCCAGUGUCCGACUUCAGAUUCCCCGUCCUGCGAAAGCAAAACAGAGGCCUAAACAUCUCACAAUGCACUUCUUGUGCAAAUACAAGAAAAAGGAGACGGUGGUGUAGUGCCUGCAACCACAUCAGGAAGAAAACAGACUAACAGUGAUUACACCAUUUUCUGCGAAGCCCUGAUU
Messenger RNA from Danio aesculapii, 764 nucleotides. RefSeq lists its product as uncharacterized. The transcript is spliced from 4 exons. Gene Ontology annotation, biological process: protein ubiquitination. Lineage: Eukaryota; Metazoa; Chordata; Actinopteri; Cypriniformes; Danionidae. Bases 1 to 696 code for a protein of 231 amino acids. Gene Ontology annotation, molecular function: ubiquitin-protein transferase activity; zinc ion binding. The record is from RefSeq and is a predicted model, not a curated record.